GCUGCUGAGGUGGUGCUGUCAGAUUAGUAAACGGAGCAGGAGGCAAAUGGCUAAAGUGGAGCUGACGCCGCUCAGACCAUGGGACGACUUUUACCCCGGCUCGGAGAGAUUCGCUAAACCAGACUUUAAAGAUUUGGCCAAAUGGAACAACAGAGUUGUCAGCAACUUGCUUUACUAUCAAACCAAUUAUUUAGCUUUGGCCAUCGCCGUUUUCCUGGUUGUCGGGUUCCUGAACCCUCUGGGGAUGUUCACCGCCAUGGCCGUAGUGUCGGCCGUCUUCCUGGGUUCAGUGUGGGCCGGAGAGAACAGAGCUGUGAUCAACAACUUUAAGAGGCAGAAUCCCACGGCGUUUGUGAUGGCGGUCAUGGUGGCCAGCUACUUGUUAAUUUCGAUGCUGGGGAGCGUCAUGGUGUUUAUGUCUGCAAUCACUUUACCUCUGGCUUUGAUAUUUGCACAUGCCUCCUUUCGCCUGCGCAACAUGAAGAACAAACUGGAGAACAAGAUAGAAGGAGCUGGACUCAAGAGGUCACCCAUGGGCAUUUUACUGGAGGCUCUGGGUCAGCAGGAGGAGAACUUUCAAAAGAUCCAGACAUUUCUGGAGGGAAAACUGAAAGAGUGAUUGGACUUCAUGCACACGUGUUCUUCUGACUUCUUUUAUUCUUGGGUUAUUUGUGCACGUCUAAACCUCUUAAAGUUUGUCUCGUACACAAUGCAUUCGACCGUGUGUGUGUUUUGGAAAGGCAGCUUGUCAUCUGAAGGGCUUUUAUUAAUACCUCAGGGUAUCUGUCACUCCACCCAGAACUUGUCAGGGCACUUUUCUUAAAGAGCGAUGAGAGCUCCUCACAUCUCUGCUAUGCAAUGUGUCAGUGUUGCUGUGCAGCACAGCUGCAGACAGUAUGAAAUCUGUGUUUAAUGAAUCUCAGAAACAGCCGUCGCUCCUGCAAGUUUACGUUCAGAUCAAAUUGUGAAAACAAAUGCAAGUGUUGAUUUAUAACAAAGAAGAAAAAAUACUCACCAAA
Plectropomus leopardus (leopard coralgrouper) is the source of this 1019-nucleotide messenger RNA. It is a transcript of the gene arl6ip5a, whose product is annotated as ARF like GTPase 6 interacting protein 5a. Gene Ontology annotation, biological process: negative regulation of transport. Lineage: Eukaryota; Metazoa; Chordata; Actinopteri; Perciformes; Serranidae. The record is from RefSeq and is a predicted model, not a curated record. Gene Ontology annotation, cellular component: membrane.